AUGAGUCUGAAAGGAACUCAGGACUUUGCAUUGAAAUUAGAUUUACUUGGCGCACUAUCUGCUACUGUGCGUUGUGACCGGUUGCGUCCGCUUUUGUUGCGCGCUUUUCAGUCUGCUUGUUCAUUCAAUAGUUCCCUGCUUGUUCACUGCCAGAGUCAAGUGUUGAGGCCCUUUACAUGUGAUUCAUGUCUUCCGCCAAGAGUUUGA
Molecule: messenger RNA, 207 nt
Organism: Schistosoma guineensis
Lineage: Eukaryota; Metazoa; Platyhelminthes; Trematoda; Strigeidida; Schistosomatidae
Source: the annotation of a GenBank genome assembly